AUGCAGGUACUUCUCUCCACUGGGCUGCCCAUUAUUCCCCGGGAUGAUGACGACUGCGAAGCCUUCGACUCAGACUUUCCGGCGGGUUCGGUGGUAGAUUCUGAUGCAGAUUCGAGCAACGUGCAUUUCAUCGCUAUUAGUCCGAAAGGGUCGUUCACUACGGGGAACGGUGCUUUAGAGUUGAAGCUCCAGAAGCCUGAUGGCGAUGUUACGGCCAAAGAUGGCAUCAAUGAUAAAGUAGGUGUCGGAGCCACGAUCAAUGCUACCAAGCCUAUUAGACAUGGCAAAGUAACAUUUGUAGCGGAGACCCCAAAAGUGGCUGGUGUUGUUUCCGCUAUGAUUCUCAUAGGCUCUGAUAGUCAAGAUGAGAUUGACAUUGAAAUUCUUGGCGGUGAUAUCGAUCAUUGGCAAACAAAUUUCUUCGCGACGCCGCCUGGUUCAGAACCUAUAUUUGGGAAAUUCGGGGAUACUCAUGGCUAUAAUGACAGCGACGCCUCCAGUACCCAUACGUACGUCAUCGAUUGGAAUCAGGACAGGAUAUCUUGGUCCGUAGAUGGGGAUGAAGUGCGGAGCGUGCAGAAAAGUGAGCUUCCGACAAUUUGUAUGCCUUGCCUUGACAAAACUAUCACAGAGAAUUCAACGAACGGAGGGCAAACAUAUUAUCCGACGCACAAGAUGGGAAUGCAGAUGGGCAUUUGGGACGCUAGUGGUGAAGCUGAUUCUGCGUCCUGGACUAAAGGACCUAUUGAUUGGAAGAAUGCACCGGACAACAUCAAAACGCUUAUUCAUAGUGUGAAAGUAGAAUGCGGAGUCGUUCAAUAG
Molecule: messenger RNA, 822 nt
Organism: Desarmillaria tabescens
Lineage: Eukaryota; Fungi; Basidiomycota; Agaricomycetes; Agaricales; Physalacriaceae
Product: concanavalin A-like lectin/glucanase
Exons: 3
Coding region: 1-822 (273 amino acids)
Biological process (GO): carbohydrate metabolic process
Molecular function (GO): hydrolase activity, hydrolyzing O-glycosyl compounds
Source: RefSeq, a predicted model, not a curated record